AUGUCUGAUAAUAUUUCUCUUCCAUCAAUCGAAGAAGUUAAUCAAUGGAACCCGAAACAAGUUAUCGCUUUUCUGGAGUCUUAUAAUGAUAAACAAAAAUUAUAUCUCAGAAAUGAAGAUAUUAAAAUAAUUAAGGAUAACUGGGUAUAUCGAGGUGAAUUCGUAGCAUUAUAUGGAUCACGAGCCUCUGGAAAGUCUACACGAAACGUAAUCAAACUUCAAUCUUCAUUUUCUCAACUUUCUGUCAUGUUACCAUUUCCUCUGUAUAGUGCAUCUUUUGAACAUGUCAGCAUGAAUAAUGUAGACCUUUUCUGGCAAACACUCGGCAUGAAACUUCAACAUACUGUCAUCCUAUUUGAUGAGUUUGAUAUGUUGUAUAAUGCAACGGAUGACGUUCUUACCUCGUGUAUGACGACACUUCGUGUCACACUUCGUGGCAUCAAAGCCAAACCCGAACUUUACUUUGGAACAAGUACAAUUUUAUACAAAGAAUUUGCGGAUGAAUACGAAUUGAAAAUUAACCAAAAAGUUAUUGAGGACAUGUACAUACAAACCAACGGAAAACUACCAUCAGAAAUAGGAUUACACUUGAGCCAUGACUCAUGGCAAUAUUUCACCACCUUCUUACUAGGAAAUGCGAUUUUAGAAUACCCAAUGUUUAUAAGAAUGAAGGAUGCCUUUUUGAAUAAGAAUUUAUGGAUGCUGUGA
Molecule: messenger RNA, 708 nt
Organism: Dentiscutata heterogama
Lineage: Eukaryota; Fungi; Glomeromycota; Glomeromycetes; Diversisporales; Gigasporaceae
Source: the annotation of a GenBank genome assembly